AUGUAUAAUGCAGGAAAGGAAGAAAGGAAGGAAAAUUAGGAGAAGAAAUUAAUAAUCAAAUGGCGGACAUGAAAGGAAGGGGUGUUAUCUGUGAUGAGAGGUGCGGUUGUCCUUCGCCUUGUCCCGGCGGAGUUACAUGCAGAUGCAAGAGUGGUACAUUCCAGAGCCAGAGCGGUGGCGGUGAAGGGGCGGGGGCGGAGCAUAAGACAUGUUCCUGUGGUGAACACUGUGGAUGCAACCCUUGCACCUGCUCUAAAGCAACACCAUCGUCAGGAAAGCCCUCCUGCACCUGCCAACAGGGUUGCACCUGCGUCACUUGUUCGUCUUGAAAAUCAAACUCCGCCGACUUUAUUACCAAAUUAAUUAAUAAUCAAGUUAUACUAUAUUAUAUAUAUAUAUAUAUAUA
Cynara cardunculus var. scolymus (artichoke) is the source of this 406-nucleotide messenger RNA. RefSeq names its product metallothionein-like protein 4B. The transcript has 2 exons. The record is from RefSeq and is a predicted model, not a curated record. NCBI's taxonomy places the organism in Eukaryota, Viridiplantae, Streptophyta, Magnoliopsida, Asterales, Asteraceae. The coding region runs from base 60 to 329 and encodes 89 amino acids. Gene Ontology annotation, molecular function: zinc ion binding.